Molecule: messenger RNA, 3094 nt
Organism: Gastrolobium bilobum
Lineage: Eukaryota; Viridiplantae; Streptophyta; Magnoliopsida; Fabales; Fabaceae
Product: zinc finger CCCH domain-containing protein 30-like
Exons: 2
Coding region: 298-2472 (724 amino acids)
Molecular function (GO): metal ion binding; protein binding
Source: RefSeq, a predicted model, not a curated record
AAGGAGAAAAAAGAGCACAUAGGUAAUGGAGAAAGAAGAAGAAGGUCUCUUGUUAGCUCCUCUUUUCUCACGAAUAUAUCUGUUUUUUCUCGCCAGAUUUUCUGGGAAUCCAAACACACUGUGCUUCCUUUCAUUCACCCUUUGAGAUCUGAGGGUCUGUCUGUCUGUCACUCUUGCUUUGCUUUGCUUUGCUUUGCUUUGUCGUCUUCUUUGCUUACUUUGGCAGUGAGCAUAGAGUGGCCUAGCUAUAAUGGGUUUGUGGUUUUUUCCUCAGCUGAAUCUCCUGCAAAUGAAAGUAUGUGCUGUGAGUUGGAGCGGUUAAAGCCUGCACCGUCUCCAUCGCUAUCUCCUGUUUUGAUACCAACAUCUGAACCCAGAAACCACAAGAUGAAUCACUUUAUUGUUGACACUGAAGAUUCUUUUGCAAGCUUGCUUGAGCUUGCGGCCAAUAAUGAUGUUGAAGGUUUCAAACGAUUGAUUGAGUGUGAUCCUUCCUCUGUUGAUGAGGUUGGGCUAUGGUAUGGUCGUAGGAAGGGAUCAAAGCAGAUGGUCAAUGAGCAAAGAACGCCUUUGAUGGUUGCUGCUACUUAUGGUAGCAUUGAUAUUAUGAAACUUAUUCUUUCUCUAUCUGAUGCUGACAUCAACCAGCCAUGUGGCCUUGACAGGAGCACUGCCCUUCAUUGUGCGGCAUCAGGUGGGGCUGAGAAUGCUGUUGAUGCCGUGAAACUGCUUCUAGCAGCUGGGGCUGAUCCGAAUUCUGUGGAUUCCAAUGGCCAUCGUCCUGUAGAUGUUAUUGUUUUUCCUCCUAAGCUUGAAUAUGUCAAAAACAGUCUUGAAGAGCUUCUUCAAACUGAUGAUUCUAUUGCUGGGUGUAAUCUUAGGGUGAUAACACCCUCAUUCAAUGCAUAUUCUCCACCAUCAUCAACUUCACCAGAUAACGGAUCUCCUUCUGCACGAGAUUUCCAGUUGAAGUUAAAGUCAAAUGAUGUCCCUAUUUCUUCUGCAUCUGAGAAGAAAGAAUAUCCUGUUGAUCCAUCCCUUCCGGACAUCAAGAACAGCAUAUAUUCAACUGAUGAAUUUCGAAUGUACUCUUUCAAGGUUCGACCUUGUUCCCGUGCUUAUUCACAUGAUUGGACUGAAUGCCCUUUUGUCCAUCCGGGGGAGAAUGCUCGGAGAAGGGAUCCCAGAAAGUACCAUUACAGCUGUGUCCCUUGUCCUGAGUUCCGGAAGGGUGCUUGCCGGCGAGGAGAUAUGUGUGAAUAUGCUCAUGGGGUUUUUGAGUGUUGGCUGCAUCCAGCACAAUAUCGAACCCGUCUUUGCAAGGAUGGGACAAGUUGCUCCAGAAGAGUUUGCUUCUUUGCCCACACUGCUGAAGAGCUUCGACCAUUAUAUGUUUCAACUGGUUCUGCUGUUCCCUCUCCUCGAUCAAGCACAUCUUCUGCCAUGGAUUUUGCUGCAGCCAUGAGCAUGUUGCCUGGCUCCCCUUCCUCAAUGUCUGUUAUGUCUCCUUCACCAUUCACUCCACCCAUGUCACCCUCUGGCAAUGGCAUUUCACACUCUUCUGUUGCUUGGUCCCAGCCUAACAUCCCAGCCUUGCAUCUUCCAGGAAGUAAUCUUCAGUCCAGUCGUUUGAGAUCAUCACUCCAUGCUAGAGAUAUUCCCAUGGAUGAUUUUGACUCGUUACCUGAUUAUGAUCUGCAGCUACAGCUCCUUAACGAGUUAUCAUGCCUUUCUCCACAGCCUAUGAAUUCUAAUGCUAUAAACCGCUCUGGUCGCAUGAAACCCUUGACUCCUUCAAAUCUUGAUGAUCUCUUUUCUGCUGAGAAUUCUUCCCCUCGAUAUGCUGAUCCAACACUGACUUCAACUGUUUUUUCUCCUACUCACAAAUCAGCUGUCUUCAAUCAGUUUCAGCAGCAGCAAAGCUUGUUGUCACCAGUGAAUACAAAUUUUUCUUCUAAAAAUGUUGAACAUCCUUUAAUGCAGGCCUCAGGAAGAAUGUCACCACGAAAUGUGGAACCUAUUUCUCCAAUGAGCUCUAGGAUUUCUAUGCUAGCUCAACGUGAGAAGCAGCAACAAUUUCGAAGCCUGAGCUCCCGGGAACUUGGCUCCAACUCUGCUGCUGCAGCUGCUGCCUCAGUCAAUUCUUGGUCAAAAUGGGGAUCCCCCAAUGGUAAGUUGGAUUGGGCAGUUGGUACAGAUGAUCUAGGUAAGCUACGUAGAUCAUCUUCAUUUGAGCUUGGGAACAAUGGUGAGGAGCCUGAUUUAUCAUGGGUGCAGUCACUUGUUAAAGAAUCUCCAACUGAGAUGAAAGAGAAAUUGGCAACUACUGUCUCAAGUGUUGCAGCAGCAGCAGCUGGAUCCUCCAGUGAGGUAUCAAAUAUGAGCACACAAAUGGAGUCUGUUGAUCAUGCUGUAUUGGGAGCAUGGCUUGAACAGAUGCAGCUUGAUCAUCUUGUGGCUCAGCAAAACUGAAAUGAGUUUUGCUGGCCCUGAGGUAGUUAACAACAGAAAGGUUUCAGUAAAUAAUAUAUAUGCUUUUUUGAAGUUUUGUUGUUGAUGGAAGAAGGUUACAGUAACUAAGAAAGGAAGCAGCAAGAAAAAAAAAAAUCACUUGAGGGAAAUUCAUUUUGAAGUUUAGUGUUACAAAAGUAACUUAGAAGGGUCAAAAAACCACUUGGUGGCAUUAAGAAAAAUAAUGCCAGUGUAGGGUUUUUUGGCUGCCAAUCUUUUCAAAAUUUUAGGUUUACAUUUCUGUCAUUUUUUCCUUCGUUGAGGAGCAAAUGUUCUAUCAAAAUGAUGAAGUCCUGUUCCUAAGUUUGAUCUAUCUUUUUCUUUUAUUCCUUUUUUAUUUUGGGGUAGAAAAUGAAAUUACGGAAGGGUCAUUGAAGUUAAUUUCCUUGAGUCUCUCCAUUUUGGUCUGUUUUGGGGAUAUGAAUAUACAGGAUGUUGGAUAUGAUAUUUCUCAUGUAAUUUGGAAUCAAUAAUUGUGGAUGCCAGGGAGUGGGUAAGUUAGGUACAUUUGAAGAAUGAUCCUUUGGGCAUGUAACAUUCAAUUAAAGCUUAUUUCUAUAUUAUUCUAUUACCUUUGUUUCUA